CUCAGAGCCGCGCGGAGCCGUCCCCGGGGCGCGUCGGGCAGACUAAGGGAGGCGGACGGCGUCCCCGCGGCGCGGCCGCUGGUCUCUGAAGAGGGUCUCGGGACGCUCCCGGCCUGAGGGGCUCCGGCCGGGCGGCGGCGCUUGCAGACCCACGCGGACUGAGGACUAGGCCGCGGGGCCGCGCACUGAGUAGCAGAAAGAGAAUGAAAGAAGUAGAUAACCUUGACAGUAUAAAAGAAGAAUGGGUUUGUGAAACAGGACCUCCUAACAAUCAACCCCUCAGUGAUAACCAACAAAGGGGCUGUGAAUAUUUUGUUGACAGCCUUUUUGAGGAAGCAGAGAAGGUUGGGGCCAAAUGCUUGUCCCCCUCUGAACAGAAGAAACAGGUAGAUGUAAAUAUAAAAUUGUGGAAAAAUGGAUUCACAGUCAAUGGUGACUUUAGAAGGUACUCUGAUGGUGCAAGUCAGCAGUUUCUGAACUCCAUCAAAAAGGGGGAAUUACCUUCAGAAUUACGGGGAGUUUUUGAUAAAGAAGAGGUGGAUGUUAAAGUUGAAGACAAAAAACAUGAAGUCUGCGUGUCUACAAAGCCUGUGUUCCAGCCCUUCUCAGGGCAGGGCCACAGACUGGGAAGUGCUACACCAAAAAUCGUUUCUAAAGCAAAGAGUGUUGAAGCUGAAAAUGAAGGUACUUUGUCUGCCGUUCCACUGAACAACUUGGAGCCCAUCACCAGGAUCCAGAUCUGGUUGGCCAAUGGGGAAAGGACUGUCCAAAGAUUCAACGUUUCUCACAGGGUGAGCCACAUCAAAGACUUCAUUGAAAAAUACCAAGGAUCUCAGAGAAGCCCCCCGUUCGCCCUAGCAACGGCUCUUCCUUUCCUCACACUUCUGGAUGAGACACUCACAUUGGAAGAAGCAGAUUUGCAGAAUGCUGUGAUCAUUCAGAGACUCCAGAUAACUUCUGAGCCUUUUAGAAACCUCUGACAGUUUUGAUUUUUGAGAGACAGGGAAAUGAUGGUUGGAAGUGGACAUGCAGAAGUGGGAGACAGAAGUCAGUUUGACUGAGCUUGAGGUUUGAGGGCUACUUAAUUCCUUAUGAGUUAGAGAGUAAUGUAUGCCUAGAAACCACAGUUGAUGCAUGUUUCUCAAAGGCCGCUAAGAAAAAAGUAUUUUCAAAUACUAGUUAACCAAUACAUAUUAAAGAGCUGUAUCAUUAAUCUCAAUGUGGUCUAAAUUAGCAAAGUGUCUACAACAUUAGCAUUGAAACAUUAUUUCCAAACAGCAGAUAUCAAUGUAAAUGUUAGCUAUCUCAAUUUUAAAUAGCAUCACUUGAAAUAUUGUACAUGACUUGUUAAAAGCAUCAGUGUAAUUAUUACGUUGCCUAAACCUUCUCAGUUUUCACUCUGUGAUGGCAAGAGAUAUUCAAAUAUUAAUUAGGCAACAGUGUCCAAGAUGAAUAAUGUUUUAGGAAUAAAAUUGUGUAGCUUAGUACAAUGUUAGUAUUGGGUGCCUACACACUUUUCUAUACCUUUUAUAUGUAAUUUUAUGGGCUGGGGAUGUAGCUCAAUAGUUGAGUAUUUGCCAAGUAUUUAUGAAACCCUAGGUUCAAUUAAUCCCCAGCCAAGUAUAUAUAUUUUUUUAAAUCAUUUUUAAUAAACAGAAUGCAUAUUUAUUUAAGUAUAUGAAGAUAAUAUAUUAAAACAAGGAAAGGGAGUACCAAAUUCAAGAGAAAUACAUAUAAAAUUCAUACAGUGGGCUUGAGGGCAAGGAAACAUUAACACAUAUAAAGCAUAUAAAAACCAACGUACAUGGCAACCCCUUCAAGGGGGGCUUUGCUCCACAUCCAGCCCCCGGGGUCAGGGACACCAGUCCAAAGGACAGAGGCCUAGGAGGAGGCCUUGAGGCAGUUGCAGAUAGAGUUUUGAGCUCAACAACUUGUCUACUGUGGUGCAGACAUAGCGUAGCCGGCUAGCCAGUUCCUUGCAGCAGCUAUAUUCCUCCAGAAGGCUUAGGCAGUAUGUACGGAAGUCCCUCUUAUCAGUGUAGGUCACUGCUGCCAUUGGAUGAGUUCUGGAAGAAAUUAAUCUGUACACUGCUAUCGCUGAGGUACAGAAUGAUGGCCCUGCGUGUGCAGAGCCAUGUUUACAGAAAGGGAAGACUGGCCGGUUGUGGUGGCGCACGCCGGUAGGAUUUGCUGAAGGAGGCAGAAAGGGAAGACUGGCCAGCUCAUCGUUUUCCCCAGGGUGUGAUGCUGGCCCCUGACUUUAGCAGGUGUUCACUCAUGUAACAGGUGGAAAUAGGUGAGGGGCGUGAUCUUCAAGGAGUUAGGGUGUGUAUGGUAGGCUGUGACCAUCAUUGUAGAGGUUGAGGUAUGUUGAGUCAUUAAAGAGCACCACCAUACUGCAAACAAAGAAUUAUUCAAGAACCACAGUUCAUUCUCUUCCAAAAAAUUUUCCCCCAAAACUAGGAACUUAUUUUUAGCCAGUAUUUGUAAUUAGCCAUUUGUUUGCCACCUCUCAACUAUAAUCUAUUUUGUCAUAUUAUAAAUUUAUGAAUGUUUCUACAUUUCUCAUGUAUCUACAAAAAAGAGAGAAAGUCUCCUUUGUGGAUUUCUCAGUUUCUAAUUAUCAGGGGGUUUUCUUGUGUAUCUUGUAGAGUACAUGUCAGGGAGAGUUUCCAAUAGGAAGAACAGUUAUCAGCAAUAACUGGUGUUUUUUUUUAAACUGUGAAAAUGUUAGCAUAAACAAUGUUCUUAAAGAUAAUCAUCUGAUAAAGCUUUUACUUGAAAUUUAAAAAUUGUGAAGUUGCUAGAGUCCUUACCACAGGUUGGCUUUGGAAAAAUAAAUGCCAAGAAAGCAAAACUUGAAAUAAAUGAGCAUCUUAGGAGUGGGAUGCAAUUUGACCAAAGUCAUUGCUUCAAAUUUGUCACCUGUCAGUUAUCUUGCUUAUAAGGUGGACAUACAGAAGUACAUAUCUGAUAUACAUAUCCUGAUUUGCUAGAUUAUUAUGCGCUCUCAAAGCUAAAAUAACCUUACUUUAUCAUGUCUCACUCAGUAAACUUCAUGUUUCCAAACAUUGACAGUGCAGUAUGUGUAUUUAUUUUAGUGCCUUAAUAUGUUGUAGAAUAUUAUUUUAUUUAAGGUGUGUUACAUUUGUUUAUGCUCUGGAACAUUUGUUUAACAAUGUAAAGAUGUGUUGCUUUUGUUAGUGCUGCAAUUCUAUAACUCUGUGAAGCUGUGAUUCUUUGUCUGUCUAAAACACCUGAUGGUCUAAUAAAGAGCUGACCAGCCAAUAGCAAGGCAGGAGAACGGAUAGGCGGGGCUGGCCAGCAGAGAGAAUAGAUAGGAGAAAUGAGAAGGAGCAAGAUAGAACAAGGAGAGAGGAUGAUGUCAGGGGCCCACCAGCCAGGAAUGAUAAGAGUGAAAGUAAGAUAUAUGGAAGAAAAGGAAAAAACCCAGAGGCAAAAGGUGGUUUGGAUAAUUUCAGAAAAACUAGCUAGAAACAAACCAAUGCUAAGGCCAGACAUUCAUAAGAAAAAGUAAGCCUCUGUGUGUGAUUUACUUGGGACCUGGGUGGCGGGUCCCCCAAAGAGCCAAAGAAAGAAUAAACUACAAACAACAUGAAUGUAUUUUGAUGUGAUAUUUUGCUAAUGGUUAAAUGAACUGUUCUAAGGUAAAGUGCUGUUCAUUGAAAGGAUCUGUUAAAUAAUUUACACUUGGUAUAAAACAGUUACGUGUGAA
Messenger RNA from Mesocricetus auratus (golden hamster), 3736 nucleotides. It is a transcript of the gene Ubxn2a, whose product is annotated as UBX domain protein 2A. Gene Ontology annotation, biological process: proteasome-mediated ubiquitin-dependent protein catabolic process; autophagosome assembly; nuclear membrane reassembly. Gene Ontology annotation, cellular component: cytosol; nucleus. The coding region runs from base 204 to 980 and encodes 258 amino acids. Gene Ontology annotation, molecular function: ubiquitin binding. The record is from RefSeq and is a predicted model, not a curated record. The transcript has 7 exons. NCBI's taxonomy places the organism in Eukaryota, Metazoa, Chordata, Mammalia, Rodentia, Cricetidae.